UCUACUUUGUGGAAAAUUUUGAAAGAUGGGGAAAGAUUUCAAGAGUUUGGUUACUAGAUGCAUCUAUGUUGGGAAGAUGAACGAUAAUGCAAAGAAGCUGAAAAUCGCAACCGAAGAACUCAAAGAUCUUGGCAGCAACGUGAUGAAAAGAGUCAAGAUUUGUGAGGAGCAGCAACAGAUGAAGCGGCUAGACAAAGUUCAAUCAUGGCUAAGACAAGCUGACACUGUUAUUAAAGAAGCUGAGGAAUAUUUCUUGAUGUCUUCUUCGUCUUCUUCUUCCGGUUUGAUAUCGUCGAGCCACAAGAUGGAGAAGAAGAUUUGCAAGAAGCUGAAGGAGGUUCAAGAAGUUAAGAGUAGAGGAAUGUUUGAGGUUGUUGCGGAAAGCAUUGGAGGGAUUGGAGGAGGAGGGGGUGGCGGAUUGACGGUUAAGGAUAGCGAUGAGCAGACCAUUGGGUUAGAGGCGGUUUCCGGUUUGGUUUGGAGGUGUUUGACGAUGGAUAACACUGGGAUUAUUGGAUUAUAUGGUGUGGAAGGUGUUGGAAAGACGACGGUUUUGACUCAGGUUAAUAAUAGGUUGCUUCAACAGAAAGCGAAUGGGUUUGAUUUUGUUUUGUGGGUGUUUGUGUCCAAGAAUCUGAAUCUUGAGAAGAUUCAAGACACGAUUAGGGAGAAGAUUGGGUUUUUGGAUAGGACGUGGACGAGUAAGUCCGAGGAAGAGAAAGCUGCAAAGAUCUUUGAGAUCUUGAGUAAGAGACGGUUCGCUUUGUUUCUUGAUGAUGUUUGGGAGAAAGUUGAUCUUGGUAAGGGUUUAUAAAUGGAUUACUUAUGGUGCAAGCAGUAGUGUUUAUUACCUGUCGUAUAAGUUAUCUGUUUUC
This is a messenger RNA of Arabidopsis arenosa, 875 nucleotides long. Lineage: Eukaryota; Viridiplantae; Streptophyta; Magnoliopsida; Brassicales; Brassicaceae. The record is from the annotation of a GenBank genome assembly.